Molecule: messenger RNA, 450 nt
Organism: Rhinocladiella mackenziei CBS 650.93
Lineage: Eukaryota; Fungi; Ascomycota; Eurotiomycetes; Chaetothyriales; Herpotrichiellaceae
Exons: 2
Coding region: 1-450 (149 amino acids)
Source: RefSeq, a predicted model, not a curated record
AUGUUUGGAAGCAUCUUUGCCGUAGCAGCCCUCCUGCUCGGCGCAACAUGCGCUGCCGAGUGCGGUGCUCAACCCGUGCAAUUGGUUGAUCCCAACCUCCGCUUCGCGAACGUGACGUUGGAAUCACCCUUUCAGAACUUUACUGUUCUUCAAACCAGCUUUCGUUAUCCUCCCGACUGUGGCGAAACAAGCUAUCGUGGCAGUGGUCGUAUGAAAGGGAUGCGGACACUUACCACCGGAGGUGAUUCUGGAAUGGGAAGAGCUAUUGUAAUUGCCUACCUGCGCGAAGGGGCUCGGGUUGCCAUUAACUACCCUCCUUCAGAAGAAGAAGAAGACGCUCCAGUCCUAUCCGACUUCUUGACCCAGGAGGGAUUGUCCAUCGAAAGCAGCCGUUACCCACACGAUCCGCUCCUUGGCCCAACAGCUGUUGCCCCUAGGCAUUCGAGUUAA